Messenger RNA from Malaclemys terrapin pileata, 2789 nucleotides. It is a transcript of the gene ARL5B, whose product is annotated as ADP ribosylation factor like GTPase 5B. The record is from RefSeq and is a predicted model, not a curated record. NCBI's taxonomy places the organism in Eukaryota, Metazoa, Chordata, Testudines, Emydidae. The coding region runs from base 147 to 653 and encodes 168 amino acids. Gene Ontology annotation, cellular component: trans-Golgi network; cytoplasm. Gene Ontology annotation, biological process: vesicle-mediated transport; intracellular protein transport; protein localization to Golgi membrane. Gene Ontology annotation, molecular function: GTPase activity; GTP binding. The transcript is spliced from 6 exons.
ACUUGGCUUUCUGGGCUCUGUCCCUUGGCCGGGGCCAGCCGUAGCCGCCGCCGUCGAGUUACUAGCGCCGGCCGGCGGCGUCCGUGCCCCUUUGUGGCGUGGGGACGCUCGGAGCGUGACGUCGUCCGGCCGAGCCUAGUCUAGCCAUGGGCCUGAUAUUUGCUAAGCUGUGGAGUUUCUUCUGUGACCAGGAACACAAAGUAAUAAUAGUGGGACUUGACAAUGCAGGAAAGACCACCAUUCUUUACCAGUUCUUAAUGAAUGAAGUGGUCCACACAUCUCCAACCAUAGGAAGCAAUGUUGAAGAAAUAGUAGUAAAAAAUACCCAUUUCCUUAUGUGGGAUAUUGGAGGACAGGAGUCAUUACGGUCAUCAUGGAAUACCUAUUAUUCAAAUACAGAGUUCAUCAUUCUCGUUGUUGACAGCAUUGACAGAGAACGACUUUCUAUCACAAAAGAAGAACUUUACAGAAUGUUGGCUCAUGAGGAUUUACGGAAGGCUGCAGUUCUCAUCUUUGCAAAUAAGCAGGACGUGAAAGGUUGUAUGACAGCUGCUGAAAUAUCUAAGUACCUCACCCUUAGUUCCAUAAAGGAUCACCCAUGGCACAUUCAGUCCUGCUGUGCUUUGACUGGAGAAGGAUAUAAUGACCCUUAAGUGUAUCUUCCCCUUGACUGACUUCUGGAUCUUCCUUACAGCUGAGUCCACCAGCUUUAGUGUCUGUAAUACCCAGGUGACUGCUUCAACUCUAUACGCUAGGGCAGCAACUCUGACUUCACCAGAGGGUAAAGAAUAUAAAUAGGGUGUGGCUUUCAGCCUCACUGAGAUGAUCACUUAUGAACCCCAUUUUUUCUUGUGUAGGAGCCAACAAAUAUUUUAGUGCUCCUGGAAAUUCCUACCAGUAGACUUCCAUCCCUUCAUCCUGGAACGUCUUUUUAAUGUGCAGUCCUAUCAGACCUUAUUUUGACUUUUCAGAUGUAUACUCAAAGACAAGUAUGUCAACAUUCACUAUGACAUGAAGACCUACUUUGUUACUGGUGUAAAACCCAUUACCUAUAUGCAGUUGAUGUAAUUGACUUAUUAACUUCUAUCUCAGUUAUGCCAGCAAAGUUACUAAAAUUUAAAACUGAGCUUUCCUCAGACCCCUGGAAUUCACAGAACAGACAUUCUUGGUGUCUGACAGGAGCUGGCCAUUGGUUUUUCUUUCAGAUUCAGUUUUCUUAGGUGCCCUAAACAUAUGCCUUGAUUUUCAAACAGCCUCAUCAUUUGUAGAAUUCAUUUUGUUUCAGCAGUAAAAUAGUAGAAGAAUAUUCUGUGAUAAUACUGCCUCAGGGUUUCAAAAGCAGUGGAUAUAACAGAUCAUUCAGAAAUUAAAAAACAAAAAAUCUUCCCCACAAUGAUGAAAUGUGAAGUUUACUUUUCAGAUACAGCUGGGACUGUCUUGUGAAGUAAGUAUCUGCCUGUACCUCCAUCACUUUCCCUGACCUCUCAUAAUGGGAGGUACUGACCCACUUUUGGUCUAUUAAUUUUGGGUAUUUAUUUCCAAAAAUUAAGCCACUGACUUGUCCAACUAGCUAUUAUUAUUUUUGCUAAAGGCAACUUGGAUAGGUAACUCAUGAGGAUUUGGCUUUGUGUAAACAGAUCUACAUUUUCAGGUCAAAUUAUUUCCUUUCAUAUUUAAAUUGGUGAUGUACUUACUGUAACUUUGUUCUUAAUAUGGAUAUUCUAUGUAAUUCCACAUUCUCAUUUCAAAAUUUAUUGUAGGGAAGCAUUAAUUAAGCCAGUGCCUUUUUCUUUAAUGUACGCAAAAUAUAAUUUUAUUUGUUCAUUUAAUUUGAAUCAUUUGAAUAUUACUUAAAAAGGCUUUCUUUAAUGAAAAAGUGGGAUCACUCUCUCCUUGGCCCUAUUGCGUUACCAAAAUUCAGUGUGUUAAUGGAUAAUAUAGGGUCUGACCGUAUACUACAACCAAAAGAGAAAUGUCACUGGCAGUUGUUUUAAUCCAUCGAUAUACAACUUUGGUGCUUCUUGGCAGUCAAUUUUGAGUUUCAACCAGACAUGAUUUUGUGUUAGCCUCACCCUGGCAUUGAAUGAAGAUCUAAUCUAAGCAGCAUUUGAAAUGUUAUAUUUGUGUUAGCCCUAAGGCAACAGUUAUCAAACGGUUGGUCGGGACCCCAAAGUGGAUCGAGACCCCGUUUUAAUGGGGUCACCAGGGUUGGCGUUAGACUUGCUGGGGCCUGGGGCCAAAGCCCGAGCCCUGCUGCCCCAGGUGAAAGCCGAAGCCCAAGGGCAUCAGCCCUGGGUGGCGGGGCUCAUGUUACAGGCCCCUGGCUGGGGCUAAAGCCCUUGGGCUUUCGCUUUGCCCCCCCCCCCCCCCCCCCACACACACACACACGGGGCAGCAGGACUCGGGGGCUCAGGCUUCAAUCCCUCCUUUUGGGGUUGUGUAGUCAUUUUUGUUGUCAGAAGUGGGUCGCAAUGCAAUGAAAUUUGAGAACCGCUGCCCUGAGGCAUUGUGGUAAGUAUUCUGUACUGCCAUGUGGGAAACCCAUAAAGAUUUUUAUAUCUUUCCUUUCACUCCUUAGAUGAUAUGUAUUGAGAGUAGCAUGUUUUGGCUCUAGAAGGGAAAUUGAAGAUGAACUUUCUUUCAUGUGAUUGGAGCUUUUGGCUCCUUUAAAAGAAAUCCUACCGAGGCCACGUGCACCUAUAAUUGAUGGCGAAAGAUGGUGCUUUUUGGUAGGAUGACUUGUAUGAGAGCAAAUGGUUAAAAACUUCAUUGCGACUUCUCUUAUUAAU